Setaria italica (foxtail millet) is the source of this 3719-nucleotide messenger RNA. RefSeq lists its product as uncharacterized. The transcript has 8 exons. The coding region runs from base 317 to 3406 and encodes 1029 amino acids. The record is from RefSeq and is a predicted model, not a curated record. Lineage: Eukaryota; Viridiplantae; Streptophyta; Magnoliopsida; Poales; Poaceae.
CUCAGAUUGAGUUGUGACUCUGACGCUGACGACUUGAGGCCAAGGCGAAUUCCAAAUACACAUCUGCUGCGGGGACAAGGGGCGGAGCAACCAAGUGCUGAUAUUUGAAGGAUGGUUUAGGGAGUACGAACCAAAAGGAAGCAAGAGAGAAGGCAGGAAUUUGACUGAUCCAACACCUGACGAUGGCAUUCAUAUUUGAUUGCCUGUGAAAGCCUCACCCAAUGAGUAAAGGAUUCAAACCGGCAUCCCAGUUUCAUCUGCGACAUUGGAGUUGGCAUUGUAGUGUCCUCUUUAUUCAAGUGCUGCCAGAUAACAGAUGAGUUCAAAAAGGUUAUUAUUGCCGUCAAUACAUGGACAAUCUCUGGGACAAGCAGCACGAGGUUAUUCAUGCACUGAGAAGUACGAUUGGCAAAACCUAACCCGUCACCAAAGUGAGCAGGCAGCAAGGGAGCAACCUGAUCAUGAUGCAACCCUGCACUGCCAUAUGCCUGGCAGGUUGGGGGAAUAUACUGCAUCACAUGGUAAUGGACAUUCCUCUGAGACUCAUGGCCGUGGAAAUGGAGUAGGUGGACCAUGCCACCUAUCUUCUUGUUCUUAUGGUGGAUGCCAUGGUCAAAAUCAUGCUUGUCUCAGCAAUACAUCAAAACAAGCUAGGCGCAGCAUUUCACCUGGACGUGAUCCCAUCAUAUCGUAUCGGUGCAAGAGAAGCCUGCCCUUUGGUAAUGUUCAUCAUUGUGCAAAAGGAGCUGACAGACAGAUAUGUCGAGCAGGAAGUUGUAGGAAGAAUUUUUCUACUAACCAGGGGAGUAGCAGUCAGAAUAGACACAAUCAUGAUGAUAGAUAUCUGCCAACUAAAGUUGACUUCCUGUAUGACCAUUUUUCUGAGAUAGAUGCAGCAAGGCAUCGGUCCUACAUGUGCAAUUUUCACAGUAAGCGUAAGGGAAACUCUUGGAAAGAUCCUAUAUCAUCACAAGGUCGAUCGUGUCAAAGGGAUGAAGUAGCAAGAGUUCAUCCCAAGAGACCAGUUAAUGAAUUUCGUUCCCACCAUCAUGAGCAACUUGAGCUUUCUCCCAAUGAGGAUUUUCAUGAAUGCUUGGAUAGCUGUCGAACUUUCAGAAAUGCUUAUAAUGGCAAGAUGGUAAAAAGGAAAUUUAUAAAACAAGGUUUCCAUGAAAACACUUACAAUGGUGCUUGCGCUAGUAAAUAUGAGAGAAACAAUAGCCGGAAAAGGAAGUCAGAUCAUUUGGGUGGAAAGAAAGCUAGCAAGAAUGUGGCUUACGAGGACAAGUCUAAAAGGCACUGCUGGCCCAGGGAGAAGGACCAGCAACAACAGGUUGAGACUGACAAGAAGAGGAUAAAUGAUAGUCUGGAGGUAAAUGCUGAAAUGACUAAGUUUGUGGGUCAAAAUGGAGGAAAAGGGAAUUAUGAUCCAAAGAAGAAUGCUACAGCUCCUGCUGCAAGUGGCUCAACAAAGUGUGAUGAGAACUCAAACAUGUUAAGUCCCAAGUGCAGCAAAACUAUUGCUUCAUCGAGCACACCAAAACUGAGUGAAGGAAGUAUGGACAUGGAUCUAGAAUCUGACAAGCAGUCUGAUGUCGACGGCUGCACUGAAAGAGGUAUACUGCAGCAUCUUCCAGUCACCCAUACAGAGAGGAAUGUGCAACUGAAAGAAUCAGAUAAUCUUGCUCAGUCCGAGGCACUUCGCCAAGAUUGUUUGAUCCUAUGGAGAGCAAGACAAUUAAGAAAGGCUAGUGCUGCUAAGGCUGAUAAAAUUGUAAAAGCUAAUCAACAACAGACUGGACGAAGAAGCAAGGUGUCAACUGGCAGAAGAGUGAUGAAUGGAAGACCUGCUGCUUUUGCUACCUCAGAAAGUGAUAAUGAAGAUGACACUGCAUUGGGGUGUUCUGAUCGAUUUAGUAGUGCAACAUCAUCCGAUGGACUACAAAAGUGUGGUGAAGGAAGAGCUAACAAAAAGAUAGAGAGGCCCCUCAAAUUCCAUAGUAACAGUAAAUGCAACAAAAUCCCUCAAAAUGUAACUGCUGAGAAAGGGCUGGAGUGUAGUCUCAAGCUUCCACCAGAAGCAAAUCCUCUUGAACUUUCGCAGCCGAAAGAAAAGGAGAAACAUCUUAACAGGAAGCAAUUAUCGACUGAUCAUCCAGAUGCCAAGGUGUUGAAUAGUUGUUCUGACACUAGUAAAGUGGACCAAGCUGCUGUUUGUCAUUGUGAUGAUGGUGCACAUCAGAAUAUUUCUCAACAGGAGACAAAUAAUGCUGACAGAAAUAAACAGAAACUAGGUGUAAAGUGUGAAAAGAAAGCAGAAGGCCAUGGUGCCAAAUGGGUUGAACAAUAUACUGGUGCUGACCCAACAUUGCUGGACCAAGAGGCUGUUGCUCGUUGCUCGAUGAAUGUAAAUUUGAAGGUAAAUGCUCUGGAGACUCCAAAUCAUGAGAGUGGAAGUACUCCAUUUCAUGGUUCAAUACUGGAUAGAGGAACUGCAAACAUGUGCCAAAAGAAACCCAUCAAUAGGGCCAGUGAAAGUUACUGCAGAGAUUUCAAAAAUUGGUUGGAUGGAAAUGAUCGUAGAGACAACCAACAGGAAGCCAUGGAUCAUAACAUUUUAAGAAAGAAUCAAGUAUGUUCAGUGAUGGCAGACCUUGAAAAUGUGUUGAACGAGAAAGAUACAAAGGACUCCGAACCUCAAGCUCUUAGGGUUGAGAGCACAUCAAAUCGAUGGAUAACCACAGAGGAUUGUACUUAUAACACAAUACAUUCUGGUGCUGCUAAACAAGGUGAUGGAAUCCCUUGUCCUUCGAUACCAGACUUAAAUUGCUCGCCUAGUAUGAUCAGCAAUGAGGACUUUGCGGCACCCGAGGAACUGGUUUGCCAAGAUGGUUUCAAACCUCAGAAUGUUACUAAGAGUCUUUCAGCUUCGUUAACUGGACCAAUUGCAAAGGAAGAACAUCAUGAGCAAGUGAAGGAAGAGCAGCAUAAGCAAGCUGAGGCGAAUCAAAUCAUCAGAGAAGUCUACAAAAAGGAGGGUACCUCUGAAGUGGCAACACAGUUGGAGAUCUCUGAAUCAAAUACUGGGCCUCCACAACGAAGCGCAGUUGAAGAAAGUAGCGCACCAAUGGAUCUAUUCAAGUGUGCCCUGUGUGAGUUCGUAAAAAAUUUCAUAAAGCCUCUGUGGGACAACGGGGUGCUAUCCCGGGAAGUGCACAAAAUCGUAGUGAAGAAGGCUGUGGAGAAAGUGGCUGGCGCUUGGGCCUCGAAUGCUCCCUCAACAGAACUGGCCAUCUCAAGGAUUUUGUCCGAUGAAGCUAAAAAUAUAGAGAAGCUUGUUCAGGGCUACCUAAAUAUGUACGUGGGAAGAGAAGUUCUUAAAAAAAUUAUGCCUGAUAUUUCCUGAGCGGUCCAGCGAAACAUGCUGUAGCUCCGUGCAAGUAGGAGGAUGUGAAGCGUGCGAGGCAGCUGCGAAGAAACCAUGGAAGGGAAAGACAAUUAAGUUAUUAAAACUCUCACAACCGCCCACCUGUUGAAUUUAAACACAUCUUCGUUCCUGGGGGCUGUAGCCUAUCGUUAACUUAUUAAGAAGAUGUUAGGAAUGUAUAUAUUAUUAGUAUCUAUUUAGCCGGCUUUCGGCUGGUGAUGCCAUUUUGCCUCUGCAAUCAUGAAGGGUCACUGGUUGUGAAAGGGUGCUAAACCUGUGUGGUGUGGCCGCG